UGCGUUAAAACCAAAGUAGUGGUUUCAUCAAGUUAUUGUGCUAAGGGAGGGUUAGACUAUAACUUUUUGAUCCGUCAUGUGUCUUCUUAAGAAUUCACUCCGCAGCUGUGAGUUUUAAUCUUUCUCCUUGGGACUCAGAGUCCUGCUGGUUUUCAUUCUAGUCAUUCAGUCAAGGGAUUGACUGAAUGCUAUUAAAUGUCAUUAACUGUGUGGUAGGAGAGGAAAUCAGCAAUACUACAGUAGGAGACACUGACUCACAUCAGUUCUAAUGCUUACUUCUGGAUCUUGUCUUUUAUUUGUUUAGAAUCUCCAAAACACCCGUAUAAAAAGUUCAUUUUUUUCACAGAGGUUAUAUGGAAUUGACCUGUAGCUUGAAAUACAGCUAAUAGUUCAAUGCCCUGCACCAACUGUGUUUGGUGGAAGCCCUGCCUAUGGUAUACAUACACACUAAUUUUGAGACUACCAGUUGUCAUUACAUUUCUGACAGUUUUUCUUAUGUCUAGUAUUACUGAGUGUUACUGUUCUUAUAACCACUUGGUGGCAGACUGAGUCUUUUAUUUGCUAUGUAUUACACUUGGGACACCGUUGGGGAAUCCUGUCCUGUGGUGCAGUGCAAAAACAGACCAUUAUUUUGUUAUCUCUUGUUGAAAAACUGUGUAAAAAUCCAAUGGUUCAAACCACAACAACAUUUUCUUUCGGCUGACGAGAUUUAACCUAAGGCGAAGGUUUUGCCUGUUUGCAAACUGAUUUGGCUUUGUUGCCUUUGUCACUCGAAGGAUACUUUCAGUUGCUGAAACUUUAAGAUGGACAAACCACAGAGGGACAGCCCGGCUGACCAAGACACGAGCGACUCGGGGAAAAAUUCUAAAAAGCAGCCAGUCACAGCCUGUCUGUUGAGUGCAGCCUUCUUCGGUGCCCUGGGGUCAUCUUUCCUUUACGGCUACAACCUCUCUGUGGUCAACGCUCCUGCUCUGUACAUUCAAGCUUUCUACAAUAAGACAUGGAAUGAGAGAUAUGGGGAGCCUGUUGGAGAAGAGACAGUCACCCUCCUCUGGUCCCUUACAGUGUCCAUAUUUGCUAUCGGAGGCCUUCUCGGAGCACUGUCCGUCUCUUUAAUCUUCAAAGUACUUGGAAGAAAGGGAACCCUGCUGCUGAAUAACAGCUUUGCUGUAAUAGCUGCACUGCUGCUGUCCCUGGGAGAGAAGGCUAAAUCUUUUGAGAUGCUCAUCAUUGGCCGGCUCAUAAUUGGGGUGGACUCUGGUAUAUCUCUCAGUGCCCUCCCCAUGUACCUGGGAGAAAUUUCCCCGAGACAUAUCAGAGGGUUCAUUGGCCAGUUCAACUCUAUCCUGAUCUGCUUGGGAGUGUUCACAGGACAAGUGCUGGGACUGCCCGAGCUGCUGGGCCAGGAGUCAAGGUGGAACUACCUGUUUUCGUUCCUGGCGUUGCCGGCAUUGCUUCAGCUCUGUGUGCUGCCCUUCCUCCCUGAGAGUCCUCGCUACCUGCUGAUAGAGAGGAAGGAUGAGGCUGGAGCAGAGAGAGCCUUCCAGAGGUUUUUGGGUAAGAAGGACGUAUCCCAGGAGCUGGAAGAAGUCCACGCGGAGGCUCGAGCUCAGGACAACCUACACACCGUCUCUGUGUUACAGCUGCUGAGGAGCCAAGCUGUUCGCUGGCAGCUCAUCACCAUCAUCAUCACCAUGGCCUGCUAUCAGCUCUGUGGCCUGAAUGCUAUCUGGUACUACACCAAUGGGAUCCUUCAGGAAGCGGGCUUUGCCGAGAACAUCGUCCCCUACAUCACGCUGAGCACCGGGGCUAUAGAGACACUGGCUGCCAUUAUCUCUGGCUUAGUAAUAGAACGAAUCGGGAGGAAGCCCCUCCUCAUAUUUGGCUUCUGCGCCAUGGCCGUGUUCUUCAGCCUACUCACAGUGUUCCUCAAUUUCCAGGACAGUGUGUCAUGGAUGCCCUACCUCAGUUACAUCUGUAUAAUGGCUGUGAUUGCGUCCUUUUGCUCUGGGCCAGGUGGCAUCCCCUUUGUCCUGACUGGGGAACUGUUCGAACAAUCCUACCGCCCGGCCGCCUUCAUGAUUGCUGGCACAGUAAAUUGGCUGUCCAACUGUGCCGUGGGCCUCUUGUUCCCCUUCAUUCAAGAGACACUGCAGACCUUUACCUUCCUGGUGUUUGUGGUGGUCUGCACCUCGGGAUCUAUCUACCUCUAUGUCGUCCUUCCUGAAACCAAAAAUAAAACGUUUAUGGACAUCAGCCAGAGCUUUGCCAAGAUCAACAAAAUCCUUGUCCCCUCCCCCAGCCAUGAAAUGGAGCUGGUACUUUCCAUGAAGUCUGACAUGAAUGGUAAAUUCCAAGAUGUCACUAAGAUGGAGAGUUCCUUCUAACCGAGGAAACUACGUUAACUACAGAGUAACAGGAUUUAAGUACAACGUAUUUGUUGUUUUUACAUAUUUAUUUAAUCACUGUGAUCAGUGAAAUGACGAUCCAUGCUUUUUGGCAGUUUCAAUAUACAGUAUUUUGCUAUUUUGUAUAUGUUUUGUAUGACUGGAAUAUUUAGGUAUAUUAAAGUAUUUCAGUUUACUGCAAUUGUUUGUGAAUGUCUCUCAUUAGAAUUAAACAAACCAGCUAGAUUUCCUGUUCUACAGUAUAAAAAAUAAAAUAAAAUUGCAGAAACCCUGGAAUGUUUUGGUUACUCAACAUUUGCAAAAGGGAUAGCAAUGGGGCGUGCAUAAAAUAUUGAUGGAAAGGGAUAGAGUCUCACUAAACUAUUAAACUUAAACCUGCAUUAAGUGAUUAGUUGGUGUUUGCUGUUUUAUCAGAACAGUAACGUUGCAAGCCAGAAAAAACCAAAACAAUGAGCUGAAAGAAGCUAAAACGCUCCAUAACACUGAGGGGAACUGCAGUCAGGUGAUAAUUCACUGUGGAUUUGUCAAUGCAAGUGACCACUAUCACAUUACAUACAGUGAUUUGAUCCAUUGUCAAUAUGAAAAUAUUGAUCAGAGCAGCUUUAAUGAACCAAAUAUCCUAUAUUUUAAGGCAAAACAGAGGAAUGCUUGAAUGCUUCAAAUGGAAGCUGAUUAUACUUAAAGAACCGGGUAGGGGGCAAACGUGUGUCUGAGGAGAGACAUAAUUUUGCAGGAUUAUAACCCUAAUACUGAUGUCUUGGUUAACUUCCUAAUAUGGACAACAAGCGAGAGAACUCAGAUAGUGCAGUAAAGCUGACAGGGACAGUCUUUUGGAGCCUAUCCAAAUCUGAAAGGAGCCGAGGCUACUUCCCACCAGAUGGCGGAAGCCAGCGGAGGAAGUGAUAUGAACAGAGGCAGACAAGCGUGGCAUUGGAUGGCAGUCACAGUUUGCUCCAAGGUAGGGUGUACUCACAUUUCAAAGUCCACUGACUAGAGGGGUAACAUCCCACCCUCUCAUAUAGAGUCACACAGACACAGACACAAAGGUGUGUGUAUUAUACUAUGAUAAAGGGUGUCCAAGUAUUCAAAUGGCAUUGUAGGACAUAGGUGGGGAAAUUUCAGCACGCCAUCAAUUUUAGUUUUAUUCCUGAUCAUAUCCAGUGAGUUAUUACCGCACAUUAAAUUUGUCCAGCUGACAAGCAGGCAUGGAAGUGAGCAGAAUAAUAAGUGCAGGUGUUGUCUAUUGUAGCUCUGUUCCAGUAUGUUACUCUCUAGGAGUUAUAUUGUCAGCAGCAUUAGUUUGUGGGUAAUUGACAGAAAG
Xiphias gladius (swordfish) is the source of this 3729-nucleotide messenger RNA. It is a transcript of the gene slc2a9l2, whose product is annotated as solute carrier family 2 member 9, like 2. The record is from RefSeq and is a predicted model, not a curated record. The transcript is spliced from 13 exons. The coding region runs from base 804 to 2387 and encodes 527 amino acids. Gene Ontology annotation, biological process: monosaccharide transmembrane transport. Lineage: Eukaryota; Metazoa; Chordata; Actinopteri; Istiophoriformes; Xiphiidae. Gene Ontology annotation, molecular function: hexose transmembrane transporter activity. Gene Ontology annotation, cellular component: membrane.